AUGUCGUUCGCAAGCACACCUGUGACGCGCACUCUGGUGCUAGGACUGGUCACCGCCUCAGUCGCAGCCAGCCUUUUCGACGUCAAGCACUACUUUUACAUCUCGGUCAGCACACACAUCUUGCAGUACCGCCAGACAUGGCGCACUCUGAUCUGGCAGCUGUGCUAUACCAACUCAUCCGAGGUGCUUGUUGCGGCUAUGGCGCUGUACAACCUACGGGUUGUUGAGCAGCAGUGGGGGUCAAGGAAAUACGCUUCCUUUAUUUUGGUAUCUGGCCUUCUCACAUCCCUCAUACCUCCUAUUGUCCUCACGGCAAUCAUCCGCCCCCUGAGCUGGGGUGUAAUCGACUUCCUCCCCGCGGGACCGACACCUAUCAUCUUUGCCAUUCUAGCGCAAUACUAUGCCAUGAUCCCGCACAUCUACCAGUACAAGGUUGCCCUCACCACAGGCGCCCCAACUAGCAACGACGACGGCGCCGCACUGAGUUUCUCAGACAAGUCAACGAAGUAUCUCAUGGCGCUGCAGCUCGCACUCUUCCAAUGGCCCGGCUCACUUCUUGGCGCCGGUGUUGGCUGGCUGGUGGGACAAGCCUGGCGGAGUGAGUUGCUGCCCGGCGCACUCACACAAUGGCGUGUACCAGGAUGGGUCGUGGGGUUGAGGGGCCAGAAGAGCAGUGACAGGUUCGAGGGUAUGCGGCGGAGGCUGGAAAGUGAGGGUGCCUCGACGGGGACGGCAUCUGGCGCGCAUCCUCAGACCGGCACCGAUGCUAACCGACGUAGGACGAUGGGGCAGCAGCUUAUGGAUGAGGUACGUGGUGCGUUUUGA
Dichotomopilus funicola is the source of this 825-nucleotide messenger RNA. RefSeq lists its product as uncharacterized. Gene Ontology annotation, cellular component: membrane. Gene Ontology annotation, molecular function: serine-type endopeptidase activity. Bases 1 to 825 code for a protein of 274 amino acids. The record is from RefSeq and is a predicted model, not a curated record. Gene Ontology annotation, biological process: retrograde vesicle-mediated transport, Golgi to endoplasmic reticulum. NCBI's taxonomy places the organism in Eukaryota, Fungi, Ascomycota, Sordariomycetes, Sordariales, Chaetomiaceae. The transcript is spliced from 2 exons.